AUGGAGGCUGUCACCGGGAACAUCGACUGGAAGGAGCUCAAGGUGAAGAUGCGGCAGAAAGUGCAGGUGUGGCUUCAACAACCGUUGUUCCCACCUGUGCUUCUUAUGCUUCAGGCCUUGCGGCCAAUGUCUCGAUUUUACCACCGCCUGAUUUAUUCGGGCGGUGCGGAAUGGGAAGACAUUGAGAGGACGAAAGAGUCCCAAGGCUGCCGUCGAUCGUAUGCGGUGCUUGAGGCGGCGCGGGAAUCAGAUCUCAAUGCUUACCGGCGGAGUGUGAGUGACACCUUCCACGAGCAGAUCGUGCUUCUCCCGCGAUGGUGUCACUUCCGCCACUACCAGGUGCUUCUGUUUCGCAUGCUCAGCCGCAAUGUGUGCAGCACGGAGUUUCUGAUCGGCACAACCUACAGGUCAUACCCAAUCAAGCUCUUCAAGAGUUUAGACAAGGUGCACGAGGCGAAGGAUCCGGAGUGCAUGCACUGCCGUCUCACAAAGCUGAUCCUCUCGGAGGGUUGUGACCUGGACAGUCCUGAGUCGCAAGCUGUUCUGACGGCCAUCGCUUCAAUGUUUCAGUUGCACAUUGCUUCGAUAGAAGCCCGCCAUGCAUCAACACGGAGAAUCACAACCAUCAAAUCGGUGCAAACACACCGCCCGACACUGACGGCCGUGGGGGCCGAUUGGUUCUGCCGUGACAUGCCUGUGUCCGGAACAGCCCAAGCAGACACCGUGCCGCCCGAGCCGAAGCAGCCGGAGCGAAAGAAUCCUUGGAAUGCAUUCCUCAGCGAGAAGUGCCGCCGCAGAAUCUCUGACCUCGGCAGCACUUCGUACGCUGCUGUCGUUGAGGAGUACCGUAGCUUGACACCCGCAGAGCAUCAGAGGUACCAAGAGAUGGCAGACGUGGCUUUCUGUGCGAGAGCCCGAGGUCUGCCGGGUUAUGCUCAUCAUGGUGCUAUUCCUGCAGCAGCGGCAUCAUCUUCUGGCUCUGGCAAGGAAGUGGCCGUGGAAGCUCUUGUGGCUGUGCCUGCCGCUGGCCACCAGGAGUUGGCAGUCCCUGACCAGGCUUACAAGUUGAUGGCUGCAGACUUGUCAGACAAACUGCAGGUGGUUCAGCAGGAGUAUCACAGGCGAUCUGCGUCUGUGAAAGACUGGUGUGACAUUUUUCGCGACAGCCGGGUUCAGCAUCGGCAAGAUCAAGAGCAUCUUUUUCGAGAAUGUGGUGUGGUGGAGCAUGUGCCUGCGCUUAAUGGCCUCGUGUCGGCGGAAAUGCGCGUACCAGCGGACAAGAUCGGCGAAGAUCUGCUCUCAGUUGGUGAAAAGAGCACCUUGCGGGCCUCUCUUUUGGACAAGUGGCAGAGCAUGUGUGACUUGAUUUUGAACACAGAUGAGACACCAUUUCCAGAUGCUUCAGAUGCUCUUCCAACUCGUUGUGCACAGCUCGGCAUGUGUGUCUGUGCUUCACGUGGCUUGCAAGCUUACCUCUUUCAUUGCAGGCUGAUUUUCUGUUUGAAGGCAUUCUUCACACCCAAGAGAUCCCGCAAGAUUCGGGAUGCUGCUGGCAACAUGGUGAUCAAGGAGCUGUCGCAAGCCGAGCAGCAUCAGCAGACAAAACUGAAAUCCAACCGAAAGCUUCUGGAUGAUGGUUUCGUUGUUGUUUGCUUGCGGCCAUCCAGCCGAACUGCCGCAGCAGAAGAGGUUCUGCCUCACAAGUACAUGCACUCCUCCUGGAAAGCUUUGGCCCUGACUGCAAUGAAUGUCAGUGCGGAGGGUGAAGCAGAUUCUCCAACUUCCCUCUGGCUCCAUCUCGGCCACAUCAAUUAUACGACGUGGGCUCUCGGUGUGUUGCGUCUGGACGAAGCUGGUGCUGAUGAGGCUCGGCCUGAGUACACGAAGCUUCAAGUGCCCACACCUCAAGAAUGUUGCCAUUCCGUCAGAAUGUUUGAGCAAAGCGGCAUCAAUUUCAGUGGCCCGUGGCAGUUCACUGUCAGCAUGAUCUUGAGCAACAAUGAUGAGCUGGAAAGGGCCAGCAUGCGACCCGACACAGUGCUUGUGAAACAGCAUGCAGAAGUGCCCAACAUGGAAUUCUGGCAGGGCUGGCCGGCAGAACAGGCCCGCCAUGAAAAGAACUCCAAAAGUCGACCUGUGCCUUCAUCUGGCAAGCGGAAGAAGGAGACAUCUUCAGCCACAGCUGGGUUCCGGAAAAGAACCAAGUCUGCGCCGGGCUCAUCCACAGAUGCCGUGGAGCCUCUGCCUGCGCACGAACCGGAGGACGAUGUGGCUGGAGAUCCAGUGGAAGAAGAUCUUCUGCAUGAUGAGGAAGUCCGCAGUGAGGCCUCCAGCACUCCAUGGUCUGAGUAUGUGGCCGAUGCUUUGGAGAGGGAGGAGCCUGGGUAUGAUGGAAGCUUGAAAGCGGAAGGCUCCGCUGCAGCCGCUGCAGCCGCUGCAGCAGCGCCAGACAUUGCUGCAGGUUCUGUCGAUGAUGCUGAUAUGGGUCCUGCUCGUGCAGACACAGCCCACCCACGUGCCGAACCACGCCCGACAACUGUGGUGGGCUUCAAGAGUUUAGGAGACCUUCGCUUCAAUGCCAAAGACUGUCACAUCAUGGCGGACAGUGCAGCUCUUCACAAGAGCACAAGCAGAUGGCAGUGCCUCGACAUCUCAGUCUUCUGUCUAGGCAGGAAGCGAGAGCUGAGUUCAUGCGAGAACCACAUGCUGCGGAUGUUGCGAGUCACGAACGCACACGGAAUCACGAUGAUUUUCGUCGUCUUCCUGCGCAAGGACGUGUAUGGUGUCGCAGAUGCUGGUUUCCUUGCCAAGACUUACAAGGACCUCAUCACGAAGCAGCAGGAGGCGACCCCGAAGAAGCUCAGCGAUCUUUUGCCAGAGAGGAGGCUGGAGGACGUGCCGCGAGGGGUGACCCCGAUGGACUGCCAGGUUCUUCUGCUGCAAUUCUGUCAGUCAGCAGUGUGGAGCUCCGAGUGGUUAGCAGUUCAGUGCAUGGACACGACAUUUGGGCAACAAGACCUGGUCACAUUAUUACACUUGUUGAUUGAUAGAUUUCGGAGUUUGGAGUUUUACUCAGAAUGGUUGUAUGCUUCGUGA
This is a messenger RNA of Symbiodinium sp. CCMP2592, 3096 nucleotides long. NCBI's taxonomy places the organism in Eukaryota, Dinophyceae, Suessiales, Symbiodiniaceae. The record is from the annotation of a GenBank genome assembly.